AUGCCAUACGCUGCAUCAGAUAAUAGCAAUAUAAUGUUACCGGUAGCAUCGCACAUGCAUUCAAAUUACAGUGGUUUUCAUCAUUUUAAUCCUAAUGCAGGAUAUCCAUCUCAUACUGCUAUCAGAUAUCAAACAGAAACAAUGCCUGCAAAUAGUUUUCAUCAACCACCACCUCCUCCAAAUUAUAAAUCAGAUAUGCAUGAUCAUCCAAGUUCCUCAAUGAUGAAUCACAAUCAAUUAAUGAAUUCAGCGCCACUUCCCUCAGUUGGUUCUGUGCCUGUUUCAUCACAAUCACCUUUAAAUUCUAUAAACUCUUUAAAUAAUGGUGGCAGCGGUAACGGUAACAAUCACAAACAGCAAUAA
This is a messenger RNA of Entrophospora sp. SA101, 363 nucleotides long. The record is from the annotation of a GenBank genome assembly. Lineage: Eukaryota; Fungi; Glomeromycota; Glomeromycetes; Entrophosporales; Entrophosporaceae.